GGCCACCAGUCGUUUUCCUAGAAAUGGUAAAGGUAAUUAUUUUUCUACGAAUCCUAGCUAAUCCAAUUUAAAUUGCAAUCAGGUGGCAUUUCUCUAUAUUUGAUUCUAUUAUUCAUGAUAUUUAGCUUUGGCGAAAAAGCAAUUUUACAUCUAAACGUUUGAACUUUCGCUGCUCGUUAUCGCCGCCCUAAUUACACCAGCUUACGCCAGGGAAGGAUCAACACGCAAGGAAACAUAAACUUAAGUUUAAAUACAUGAACUGAAAACUAAAAGUAUUUUCCAUUAAAAUGCCUCGAGCAAAGAAUGAUUACAAAAAGAAUGUUACCAAACAGUUUUGGAAGUAUCUAUCAACUGAGCGGCUCAGGCCGUCAACAAAGAUGGAGCUCAGACAGGUGUAUUACGAUCAGUUCAAGAAAACAUUGGAUCAUUCCAUCCCCACAGUUUCCUUUUCCACAAUCUUGUUUCAACUGAAGAGGAUGAAAAAACUGGUAAAAUGCAAAGAUGGUUCUGACACAUUGUUGUACUUUGAACGAAAGGGUCGCCGUUUGGUUUUGGCUGUAGACCAGUCAUUUGUGCAACGAAAGCAAAGGACUGCAGCAAAAGAAAAAGGAGAAGAUGAUGAAAAAGAUGUUGAUGAAACUGAAAGGGAAAAACACUCUGAACAGGAAGAAGAUGAUCCAGUGCUAGAGCUGAAGAAGUUAUUUCUUAAACACAAAGAAUCUUUCAUUCAAGACAAGAAUGGAAUACGGGUUUGUUCUGAUUUAGACAGAGAACAUGGAUUAAUUGACUUUGGUCAAAUGCAAUUAACCGAGAGUGCAAAAAUCACAGAAAUCAUUGUCAACAAUGCUGGAACCAGUGCUGUGAGACUGAAACGAUUUGUAGCCAUGAACUCAGUGAGUGAUUUCAUGCUUUCUGACAAACACAACGUUAGUACAUUUACAGGAGGGCAAACCAAAUCCAAAGUGCUCAAAAUUCCAGCCGGCAAGUCUUACACGAUAUCGGCACUCUUUAAACCAAGCGGUCUUGGUGAAUUCAAACAGCCAAUUGUCUUUGAAUUUGAAGAGGAAGGCUCGACAACCGACACUUACCAUAUAGCACGGUUUCUAACAGGACAAGGAACUAGCGAGGACGUCGAGAGUAUCCUGCCAACCCACAAGUAUCGGCAUCCCAAGCCUGUUGCAAGGGUGGUAGACCCGAAGGUACAAGUGAUUGGUGGAGUGCCUCCCCUACGACCAGACAGUAAGUUACGUUACCCAGUCCCUCUCAAAGACUACCACAUUCCCUUUCAAUUACGCUUGGGUUUAAACCAAGGCCAACCUGGUGAAGAGCUGUCAGCGCUGCUUGAACAAGAAGUAGGCUUACAAAUGCCACAGUAUCCUGAAAAAUUUGCAUCCCUUCUUCACAUCGAAGAACUUCAGAUGGAGGUAGACAUUCGACACUAUGAUAUGGAGGACACAAUACUUAUACCAGAAGGGCAGUUUCUUGUUCUAAAGGUUCCUGGUCUUGCUGAGAAUCGCCCAUCAGUAAUCAAAGGUGAUCAGAUCUUAGUAAGAGUCAAAGAUGGCAAUGGACAACUAGAGAAGGAAGAGUAUCAAGGAUUUGUUCAUGUUGUAGGAUUAAGUGAUGUUCGUCUUAAGUUUUCUCCAAGUUUUCACAAGAAGUACAUUAAAGGGAUGAAGGUGAAUGUGAGAUUCACAUUCAACAGGACACCAUUAAAACUGAUGCACAGAGCUCUAGAAAUUGGAUUCAAGAUGAUGGAAGAAAAAACACAGCUUGCUUCUUUACAAUUAACAAUUGGCAAACAUUUAGACCCCCUCUUAGAGGAGAAAGAACAAGAUUUUAGAUUUUAUGAUGCAAAACUUCACAACAAUAAAGAACAAGAACAGGCAGUAAAGAACAUUGUUACUGGUACAUCCAGACCAAUUCCCUACUUGGUGUUUGGUCCUCCUGGAACAGGGAAGACUGUUACCAUUGUGGAGGCCAUCAAACAGAUAUUGAAACAGUUUCCUAUGAGCCAUGUCCUUGCUUGUGCCCCAUCCAACAGUGCUGCAGACCUGGUGUUACAGAGAGUUAUGGAGCACGCAGUCAUUCCAAAGUCACAGAUGAUGAGGCUGAAUGCUUUUGGCAGGUCAGCGUUCUCUCUUCCAAAAGAUAUCAAGGAUGUUUGCUGCAUCACAUCUGGUGGGGACUUCUUUAUGCCAUCUAAAGAGGCCAUUAUGGAGAAGCGCCUUGUGGUUUCCACACUGAUCACAGCAGGAAGAUUAGUAUCGGGAGAGAUUCCAGACCAGCACUUCACUCAUGUGUUCAUUGAUGAAGCAGGCCACUCCCUGCAGCCUGAAUGCCUCGUCCCCCUGGCAGGACUGUUCAGUACAGAGACUCCAGGAGGGGGCCAGCUGGUUUUGGCAGGGGAUCCCCAACAGCUUGGUCCAAUACUUCGAUCACCAAUAGCCAUUAAGUAUGGUCUUGGUAUGUCUCUCUUGGAAUGGAUGAUGACAAAGGUGCCUUUCUAUGGCCGAAUACCACAAGAUGAAGAGGAUGAACUUGGUGAUUAUAACCCGCUGAUUAUUACAAAGUUACUGAAGAACUACAGGUCACAUCCAUCGAUUUUGGAGCUUCCCAAUGAGAUGUUCUAUGAUGAUGAACUGGAAACUUGUGCGGACAGACUGAAAAGAGAAUCACUGUGUAACUGGAGCCGACUUCCUUGCAAGGGAUUCCCGAUCAUUUUUGAGGGGAUCAAGGGCCGUGACAUGCGUGAAGAGAAAAGUCCAUCAUUUUUCAACCCAGAGGAAGCAGCUGUGGUCACACAAUAUGUCAAGGACUUGAAGGAUGCCCGAGGAAUCAACGUGCUUCCUUCCCAGAUUGGGAUCAUCUCGCCUUAUAGAAAACAGGUACAGUUAACAUUAAUUUUAGAAACAUUUCUAUCCAAAUUCAUUUUUCAGAGGUUUAAUGUUGCUAUCACAAGAGCCCAAGCUCUGCUGAUCGUAGUGGGAAAUCCUCAUGUUCUUUGUAAGGACAGACACUGGAAUAGAUUCAUUCAGUUCUGCAUCGAUUCAAAAGGCUACCGUGGGUGUGAUUUCAAACCUACAUCAGAAGAUGACCAGGACCUCAUAGCUCGCCUGAAACGUGUUCAUCUGGAUUCUAAAGAAGCAUUAGAUGCUGUGGAGUCUGUUGCAGAUGAUACUGUAACACAAGCAGAACAGCCAGCAUGGCACAGACAUGAAGAGUUUUAGAUGGAAAAUUUUAAUGUGCUGUUACAGCUAAGCUAUGAAAUACCAUUAUGUAUACUUAUUAGAUUGUUUUAGGACCUUUGCUUAGCACUAGAGAAAAAGAAUGUUAACACCUCUUCUCUUAAAGUCAAAUUUUGAAGUUAUUGGUGGUUCUCUUUGUUAGGCCAGCCAUACAAGGUGGUUCUAACUUUUCAGGUCCGUGGAUGAAACCCUAGUGUGUGACCAUUCAAAUGAAAGCUAUUGAGC
Molecule: messenger RNA, 3473 nt
Organism: Orbicella faveolata
Lineage: Eukaryota; Metazoa; Cnidaria; Anthozoa; Scleractinia; Merulinidae
Product: RNA helicase MOV-10-like
Molecular function (GO): 5'-3' RNA helicase activity; RNA binding
Source: RefSeq, a predicted model, not a curated record